Molecule: messenger RNA, 888 nt
Organism: Lachancea thermotolerans CBS 6340
Lineage: Eukaryota; Fungi; Ascomycota; Saccharomycetes; Saccharomycetales; Saccharomycetaceae
Gene: DAM1
Product: Dam1p
Exons: 1
Coding region: 1-888 (295 amino acids)
Biological process (GO): mitotic sister chromatid biorientation
Cellular component (GO): DASH complex; mitotic spindle pole body; mitotic spindle
Source: RefSeq, a predicted model, not a curated record
AUGCCCGCACCCAAGAGCCAGGUAAGGCCUAAUACGCCAGUAAAGGAUCAGCGAACAGCAACAGAAUAUCGCCUUUCCAUAUCAAGCAAUCCGGGUUCGAGGAGAUCCUCCUUAGGCGCCGCCAACAACAAUGACACAUCUGAAUCGGACAGCGUUAUAAGCACAUAUCUUCUGCCACAAGUUAGGGAGCUUUCGGACGCCAUGAUCACACUAGAUAGCAACUUUACUCAAAUGAACUUUAUACAUGAGAGCCUGGUGGAUCUUAAUGAAUCGGUAAGCGCCCUUCUGUAUGGGUUGAUGUGCAACUCAUGGUGCGUAGAUUUUCCUAAUAUGCCGCACGAUACGCUGGCUGAGCUGAAGACUAUGCAGACUCUACAAAAGCUAGAGGCAGAGAGGCUUCAGCUGGUGGAGGCAAUAGCCCGACAAGAACGACAAGAUCAAGACAUCAAAGAGGCCCAAAGCACCGCGAGCCAGCAUUUCGCAUCGGCGCUGCGGCCUCGUCCGCAGCAAGGCCAAAAAGUGGUCACCGGGCCCGGCCGCCGCGACUGGACUUCGCAAGGAACUGCAGCUCUCGACUUCAACGAUGACGACAACACCGACGCGUCGUUUGUCUCAAACCCAGCAACAAUUGCCCCGUCUUUGAGCAAGAGCCGCCAGAUGCGGAGAAAGUCUAUGCUCCACACAAUGCGCAACAGCAUUGCUGGCACGCAUGAGCUCUCCGAGUCUGACAAGCGGCGAUCUCUUGCAGUGAGCGCCUCGCGCAUUGUCAAUCCUUCCAAGAAUCCAACCUUGGGCACUACAGCUAGCAGAAACAUUGCUAGUCGGGCGAGUACUCAGAGAGUAGCGAAAGAUGCACGUGCCCUAAGAACAAGGCCGCCCUUCAGGUAA